This is a messenger RNA of Xiphophorus maculatus (southern platyfish), 1035 nucleotides long. It is a transcript of the gene kgd4, whose product is annotated as mitochondrial ribosomal protein S36. Lineage: Eukaryota; Metazoa; Chordata; Actinopteri; Cyprinodontiformes; Poeciliidae. The coding region runs from base 265 to 594 and encodes 109 amino acids. The record is from RefSeq and is a predicted model, not a curated record. The transcript has 6 exons. Gene Ontology annotation, biological process: 2-oxoglutarate metabolic process.
AGGAUCUCUGAUAUGGUCCUUAUUACUGAUAGGAUAGAUCCUGGUCAUAUGACAACGUUAUCUUUGCUCCAAAGCGGCCUUACUGAAGCUUGUCCUGUUUUACCUCAUUCUGGAUGACGGUCUUGUAUUCGUCUGGGAUAUUCUUCCAUAAUCUGAAGGUUGCAUUACUAUGGGAUGGCUACUUGACCAAGCAGGACAGCCCCUGACAACAACGGCUAUCUAAACGGAGACGUUUUAUACCCGGAAGUAAACCUUGAGGUCGUCAUGGGGAGCAAAGUCAGCUCCAAAAUGGCAGCUCCCACCGCUAGAGUAAUUCAGGCUGUUCGGCCACAUGCUCCUUUGAUCAAGUUCCCAAACAGACAGGAUGUACCAAGGCCCAAUGUCCAAGAGGCAUUGAAACUGCUCGGUCUUAACGUUCCACAACACAACGCCCCCAGUUCAGCCUCAACGUCGUCCAGACCUCAAGUACCUUUGACUCCCACCCUGGGAACGCCGGACUCACUGGCCUCUGUUCAGCAGCUGCCCGCCAGGUACCGCAGGAGACCGUUAACUCUGGAUGAAAUGGACUACAUCCAGCGUGGUGGACCAGAGUGAUCCGAAACAAUUCAUUCUCUGCAGCCAAAGGAAGAGGAGUCUUUCUUCUCAUCAACACAACCCUAAUGCUGAGAUUCAUAGGAUAUAUUACAUAAAUCCUAUUGCAAUGUACAUAAUGUUUAUUUUAAAUGAUUACAAUUUAUUUUAAGUUCACACUAAAGGAUAGCUUCAUUGUAAUACACAAAAAAAAGCCAUAAUUAUUUUUUUUUUUCCUUCAAUAAAAUUGAACCAUGACGGCAGUGGAGACAGCUUGGUUUUAAAUGAUCAUUUAAAUUUGAUGGAGCUACACAUGAACUGUAACUAUCCUCAAAUGCAAGUCGACAAAAUAAAAUGACAUCUGGUUUUAUUUUAAAUCAGGGCAAACGUCAAAAAAAAAAAGUGGUUAUGAAAAUUUUUGAAACUGUUUUGUUGUGAACCACUGGAUUAAAUUGAUUAUAAUGA